This is a messenger RNA of Peniophora sp. CBMAI 1063, 660 nucleotides long. Lineage: Eukaryota; Fungi; Basidiomycota; Agaricomycetes; Russulales; Peniophoraceae. The record is from the annotation of a GenBank genome assembly.
AUGAGCGACGCGAGUUACAACCCUUCCUGCCAGCUUGCUGUCGGCCCGGACGCACUGCGGCGUCAGCCCGCUACGAUUUCAUCUGCUUUGGCCCCUCCAGUCGACACCGGUGAUUGCAGAUACGUUGUAACCGACGACAUGGUAUUCGUCGACGCCUUGAAGGAGGGCGAACAAGCGUAUAAGCGCGCCCAAUCGUAUUACGAAGUCGGGGGCUAUGUCAUCCCCAGUGACGAGGUGCAGGCAUGGAUACAAAACAAGCACCCCGGCAUCUUCGACCCACCGCCAGGCGAAGACCACGGCCCUGGCCCUUCUCGAGGCGUCGAAGGCACUCUCGAUACGGAAGCGCUUGUGGAUUUCGUCAUGUUCAAGAUGGACGAGGCGAGGAAGAAGCGUCUGCCCGUGGGGAAUCGCGUCAGGCAUAUCUCCCCUUACCUAACGGACAUCGUCGAGGGGGUCUUUUGUGCUUGUAACUGGAAAGCAGUACAGCGUACCGGGUACUUGAGAGUGCAAGAUCGUGAUUUCCCCGAGGACGUGCGCGGGACUACGGGCAAUGGCUCCGAGGACGAUCAGGUUCUGCGCGAUUGGCUGGGAGAGCCGGAGCAGGGCGUGGACAUCGAGAAGCUGGUGUACAUCAAGCAAUGCAUGCUAGUGGUCUAUUGA